GAACUUGCCCCAGAGGAAAUUGUCGAGGGCACAACCCCACUCAAGGUCGACUUUCACAACCCAGCUGAGCUGGAGAAGGUCCUUCAGGGCGUCCAUACUGUUCUCUCGUUUGUGGUUGUUCAAAAUGACCCCGAUGGCAUCGCUCAAAAGACUCUCAUCGACGCCGCCAUCGCAGCCGGAGUCAAGCGCUUCGCUCCGAGCGAGUGGUUUAUUGCUCGCUACACUCAUCUCCGGUGGGCCGCCAGCAAGGUGGCCAUCCGCGACUAUCUCGGAGAAAAGAACAAGGACGGCAAAGUCAUCGAGUACUGUCUGUUCCAGCCUGGCAUAUUCACUGACUACCACGCCAACGAGAACAUCAACAAGCAUCUCAAGACGAACGACUUCCUCCCCAUUGACUUUGCAAACCACAAGUUGCUCGCUCCCGGGAGUCUCAAACCCCGCUUGACGGCCACCACAGUCCGGGAUGUCGCCAACAUCGUCGCAAAGGCAAUCGAAUACGAAGGCGAGUGGCCAAAGAUUGGAGGCAUCGCGGGUGAAACACUUACGCUCGCCGAGGAGCUAGCGAUUGGGGAGAAGAUAAGAGGCAAGAAAUUCGAAGUUGAGCUGCUGGAUGUUGAUAGCCUCAGAAAAGGAGAAUGGAACGGUUCGUGGGUCAAACCACUUGAGCACCCCUCGAUUCAACACCUUGACGAGGAGACGCGGGCGGCCUUCUCCAAGGCGGCGUUUUCGGGUUUUCUGCUUGCGUUGGUGGAUGACGAGUUGGUGGUAUCGGAUGAGUGGAACCGCAUCUUCCCCGACUACAAGUUUACAGGGAUCGAGGAAUUCGUCUCGAAGUUUUGGGCCGGGAAGCCGUAG
Podospora anserina S mat+ is the source of this 855-nucleotide messenger RNA. RefSeq lists its product as uncharacterized. Lineage: Eukaryota; Fungi; Ascomycota; Sordariomycetes; Sordariales; Podosporaceae. The transcript has 3 exons. The annotation marks the transcript as partial. The record is from RefSeq and is a predicted model, not a curated record.